Fulvia fulva is the source of this 1110-nucleotide messenger RNA. RefSeq lists its product as uncharacterized. The record is from RefSeq and is a predicted model, not a curated record. The coding region runs from base 1 to 1110 and encodes 369 amino acids. The transcript has a single exon. NCBI's taxonomy places the organism in Eukaryota, Fungi, Ascomycota, Dothideomycetes, Mycosphaerellales, Mycosphaerellaceae.
AUGUCGAACGGUAGACCAAAGCCAUUGAUCCCGGAGUGGCAACGUACAGCCCAGACAAAGCCUGCGCCCACCGAAGACCCAGUGUACAGCCAGCCGGAGGAGAGUCAAGGCCAGCAAGAUACCGAGUCGGAGCUGAAGGAGGUUUCAGUAGCUCCAACACCUACAGAGGAUGAUGUCGAUGGCGAGGCAAAAACUGCAGAGCCAGCAGAGGAUGCGCUCAAGGACGCGCAACCUGCAGAAGCCGCUCAAGUCAACUCCGGCAACAGCUUCGGCGUCAACGACUUCGAGAUGUUCAGGCAACACGAGCAGCAGCAGAUCCGGCCGACAACGACUGCGCAGGCAUCGCUACCGCAACAGAGACCAGCCGCGCCUCCCAUAAUAACAUAUCCGGAGUUCCUUGUCGAGGCACAUAAGCCUCCACCUCUCAUCACACCUUCGCGAGUCUUGAACUUCACCUAUGGUGCAGGAGCUGUAGCUGCACUAUUAUACGGUGCCAGCAAAUGGAUACUCAAUCCUAUGCAAGACGGCUUGAGUGAAGCAAGCCACGACUUCUUCACACACAGUCAGAGCAAGGUCGAUGAGCUCAAUGAGCGCCUGUCCAAGAUUGUGACGAAGAUUCCGGACACGAAGAAGGAUGGCACGGCAUCCGAGAUCGAUGCCGAUGAGACAGACAGCGAGACCAGCGAUCCAACCGAGCUGUAUCACCGAGACAUGGGCACACAGACAUCUCCACCGCCAACGCGACGAUCGUCUUUGCCAGGUGGUACUGCACAAGAGAAGAAGGAUCCCGUCACGUACCAAGUGGGUGCUUUGGACAUAAUGAAGAGUCAUCUUGAUGAGCUUGCUGCGGGCUCUGAGAAGACUGCGGAAGCAAACAAGGAUCGGCAAGAGACAAUGAACAAGCUGAGGCACUAUCUUGAUGGCUUGACAUACGGCGGUGGCUCAUACGUAUGGCAAUCAAGCGAAGACGCCAUGGCGUUGAGAAAUGGUAAUGACGGCAAGAAUGACGAGAUUGAACACUUCAAGAAGGAGAUUCGUGCCGUCAAGGGUCUUCUGCUCAGUGCGAAACGCUUUCCAGCAGCGAGUCGACCAGUCGCUGGAGCUGCAUAG